GUAUGUACCAGGGAAGUACACGUACUGUAAAAUUAAGUGCUACCAACAUUUGGUCCUAUUUACCUUUGUAUGAACAAAGCUAUCUCUAGAUAAGUCCUAUGAAAGUUGUUAUAUGGUAGUACGUUCCUGAAACCAUUAACCCAGAGAUGCAUUUAACCUACUUAUCGGACUUUAAACUGCAGUGCAGUGACAUCAUGACAGAGCAUAAAUGUCUGAGUUCAUUCGUUGUACUGCAAACACAUGCUGCCAGUGACCUAUCGAAACUCACUACCCUUUUGUCUAGUUUUGAGGUCCCACCUCUUUUGAGAUCAUUCCUAGCCCUCGUAAAUAUAUUGUAUUUCUGCUGUCUGCUGUAUGAAUGUUAGGAGGAUGGUGAGAGCACUGACUGUUCCUGGUCUGGGGCUUCUAGCUUUGCUAUGCUUGUUCUCCUCGGAUCCCGUAAAUGCUGGGAAGGUGCUUGUUAUGCCAGUGGAUGGCAGCCACUGGUUGAGCAUGAAGAUCCUGGUGGAAGAGCUUUCUCAAUUGGGUCAUGAGAUGGUGGUCCUGGUCCCUGAAACCAGUGUUCUGAUUGGAAAGUCUGGUGAUUACACCACUAAGUCUUUUCGUGUGCCUUACACCCUUGCUGAACUAAAUGCUAACUUGGACCACAUAAGGAAGAAUGCAUUUGAGAAGCCUCCGCAGCUGACUGACAUCAUUGUAAAUCUAGGGACCCUGAUGCAAUUCACAGAAAUGCAGGUGAAAGCCUGUGAAGGGCUGCUGUAUGACGAGUCCUUGAUGAAGAGUCUUAGAGAAACAGGAUUUGAUGUAAUGCUCACUGAUCCUUUCCUGCCCUGUGGCACCAUCAUUGCUGAUUCCCUCUCGAUUCCCGCCGUUUACUUCUUGCGUGGGAUUCCCUGUCGACUUGAUGAGGAAGCUGCCCAGUGUCCCUCACCUCCGUCUUUUAUCCCGCGCUUCUUCACUGGUUUCUCAGAUAAGAUGACUUUCCCUCAGAGAGUAAGAAACACGCUUAUGACAGUUUUCGAAAAGUACCUAUGCCACAAACUUUUUGCCAGCUUUGGUGAACUGGCCAGUAGAUAUCUGCAGAAGGACACUACAUACAAAGAGCUAUUAAGUCACGGUGCGAUCUGGCUUCUAAGAUACGACUUCACCUUUGAGUAUCCCAAACCCCAAAUGCCAAACAUGGUUCAAAUAGGAGGCAUCAACUGUGCUAAGAAGGGUCCACUGACAAAGGAGCUGGAGGAGUUUGUGAACGGUUCUGGAGAGCAUGGGUUUGUGGUCUUCACUCUGGGCUCCAUGGUGUCACAGUUACCCGAGGCCAAAGCCAGAGAGUUCUUUGAGGCUUUCAGGCAGAUACCUCAGAGGGUGCUAUGGAGGUACACUGGACCAGUCCCUGAAAAUGCUCCAAAGAAUGUAAAAUUGAUGAAGUGGCUGCCACAAAAUGAUCUCUUGGGCCAUCCUAAGGUUAAGGCUUUUAUUACACAUGGUGGAUCACAUGGAAUCUAUGAAGGAAUCUGUAAUGGGGUGCCAAUGGUGAUGCUUCCUCUGUUUGGCGAUCAAGGGGAUAACGUUCAGCGCUUAGUGUCUCGAGGAGUUGCAGAAACCCUGAGUAUCUAUGAUCUGACCGCAGAAAAACUGCUGGUUGCAUUGAGAAAGGUCAUCAACGACAAAAGCUACAAGGAGAAGGUAACAGAGCUUGCAGCUAUUCACAGAGACCGUCCCAUUGAGCCUCUGGACCUGGCUGUGUUCUGGACUGAGUUUGUUAUGAGACACAAAGGGGCAGCGCAUCUCAGACCUGCAGCCCACGAGCUGAACUGGAUUCAGUAUCAUUCUCUGGACGUCAUUGGCUUUCUCCUUCUCAUUCUAGUGACUGUUAUUUUUGUGACUGUCAAAAGCUGCAUGUUCUGUUUCAGGAAGUGCUUCAAGAAAACUCAGAAAAAGAAGAGGGAGUAGAUAUAUUGUAGAUACAAUGUAGAUACAAUGUUUCUUUUUUUUCUUUUUUUUUGGGUGAUUGUUUAGAGACUUGCCUAAUCUGUGUUUUUAUAUCUUGAAUACCUCCUUGACCUGGAUUAUUGACUUGAAUAAAGCCUCACAAAACCUGC
This is a messenger RNA of Onychostoma macrolepis, 2099 nucleotides long. RefSeq names its product UDP-glucuronosyltransferase-like. Gene Ontology annotation, molecular function: UDP-glycosyltransferase activity. The record is from RefSeq and is a predicted model, not a curated record. Bases 355 to 1950 code for a protein of 531 amino acids. The transcript is spliced from 5 exons. Lineage: Eukaryota; Metazoa; Chordata; Actinopteri; Cypriniformes; Cyprinidae.